Molecule: messenger RNA, 1658 nt
Organism: Triplophysa rosa
Lineage: Eukaryota; Metazoa; Chordata; Actinopteri; Cypriniformes; Nemacheilidae
Exons: 3
Coding region: 972-1658 (228 amino acids)
Source: RefSeq, a predicted model, not a curated record
CUAAAUGGGCAGAAAUAUUAAAAUGAUAACACUUAAGAAAUAGUUUUAUACUUGUAAAAGGGGACAUUGGAUGCUAAAUUAACUUUUACAUGGCGUUUAAACUUAAAUUUGUCUUAGUAUGUAUACACAACCACCCUAAGCAUAAAAAUGUAUAAGCGUAAUAUGUUCAGUUAACUUAAUUUCAUUUGAUACAUGAACGUGUUUUUUUCCAGUAGGAAGCAUUGCAUAUUCGAUUACAAUUCCAUUUCAAAUACAAGAAUUACCAUAACAAACAAUUAAGUGAUUUUAGAAACUACUAACCUUUAAGAGUGGAAAUCUCAACCUCGUCGAGUCCAUCCAUGGUGAAAAACUGGCGGGAGGAGGAAGUGCCUUCGUCUCCUAAGUGAACUUUGGCGGGAUGAUUGCGUAUGCGUCUUAACAUUAAUGCUUCAUAGGGGUCAAUGCACGGUUACUCAUUGCGCAUGCUCAACGCGCGUUUUCUAAUUUCCUGUGUUUUUGUACGUGUUUGGUUUGGCGUGUAAUAAUAGUAGUUUUCCUGAUGUAACUGAAAGCCGCGGUUAAAAGAGACAUUUGUCGUCGAUUUUAAACUCAAUAUUUCUAUUGUUUAGCUGCGAAAUCUUUAUUUUAUUUCAAGGAGAAAAAUGAUUUGGCGCUGCGUUAUUUGUUAUGUAUUUGUUGCUCUUACUCUUAAAUCUUUGUUGAGUCACAUUAAUUUUGCACACAGUCGUAGUCCAGAUUUCCGCCUGGUUUGUGGAAUAGAUGGAUGCACUAAGGAGUACCGAGUAUACAACUCUUUUUGGUAUCACGUCAGGCGAACACAUUUACAGUAUCUAUACAGCGUAAACAGGAGCAGAACACUUCGCAGAGAGAGAUCUGUACACGAGGCAUCCAGCAAUAAUGUGUAGGCAGAUAGUGGGCCAACAUUGGUGGCUCAGGAAGAAGGGAACUCUAGAAACAGUCUGGAUAAUGGAAUGACACUGGUAAACACUGUGGAUCUACAACCCUCUCUUCCUGUGGAACAUUUUGGUGAUUUUGACACUGGCGAAACAGUGUUUUCUGGCAUAAACAGUAACUCCGUUUUGCCAUUGCCUCAGAACCUGGAAAUAACGUUGCAACAGGAUGCACUGAAUGAAACUUCAGAUUCGAAUCCCACUCUACUCAUUCCAAACAGGCCUUCGGAUGACUCAUGUUCUUCAAGCCUCCCCAAAGAAAACACGAAUGAUGAUGAUGUGCUGUCCAGACAUGCCACUGCUGUUGUGAUGACUGCUAGAGAGAAACAUCAUAUCUCACAGAGCGGAGUGAAUGACGUUGUGGCAGUGGUUCAGGAGUAUCAAGCUCAGUUAUUGAACAGUUUGAGGAGUCAGCUACAAACAGUGUUCAACAGACAUUCAGAAAGGAAGAUUCAACAAGAAGCUUUGAGAAUCUUUGACAGCUUUAAAGAUCCAUUUGCGGCCGUUUCAACAACAUACAUGUGUCAUAAAAGAAAAAUUCAGUUUUGUGGAAGCAGAAGAAGUUCCAGUUGGAUUAGCAGUAUGCUGUCAAAAAAGAGAAAAAACAUGAGACCUCUGCAUAAAAAACGUCUCGGUUACGGAUGUAACCUCGGUUCCCUGAUGGAGGGAACGAGACGUGUCGAACCGACAGAUGGGGUUCGUCCCUGA